AUGGAGGAUAGCCCCAGAAAGCAACAGUCCACCUCGCGGGUGAUUGACUCACUUCACUCGCAAAUCGACGACUUGAAGCAUGAAUUAGAAGUCCUCCGCUUGUCUUGUGGAGACUACAAAAAAAAAUCAACGAUUUUGGCCUCCAAAAAUGACUCACUAGUGGACCAGUUGGCAAACUGUAAGCAUGAAAAUGACAUGGUGAAUGCUUUGUUGAAGCGCAAGGAACGCCGAAUUGUCGACUUGGAAUCCGAGUUUGAUGAUUUGAGCCUGGAGUCUGAGUCUCUCAAGCAGUCGGUGAAAAACUACAAAAUCCGCUGCGAAAAUCUCCAAGAAUCUUCUGCGUCAUCCACAGCCGAACAUGAACGCCUCAAGAUUUCGUAUGACGCCCUAAUGGCCUCGCAGACCGAGUACAAGCGCCACUAUCAAGAUGAAUUGAACAAAUUGACAAACCAGUUGGAAACAUACAGACUGGACUCUAUACGUGACAUGAGAGAUCUCAUGGAGAAGCUUGAGGGAAACGACAAAGAUGUAGAUGCACUUUUGGAGGGGCUCAAUUUGAAAAGGACAUCAAUGGAUAACAUGCUUGUCGACCGCAACAAAUCGAUUCUAGGCUUGCUUUCUCUUUUGGCCAAGGUCGCGAAGACUCAUGGUGAGGAAUGCAAGUCCAUUCUUCUGGAUAAUGUUGAUAUCAUCAAUGUUCUCAGGCACAAACAUCCCGAUAUCUUCGACAUGGUGACGGAACGUUCAGAGACAUUGAUCGACUUGGACGAUUUGAUUCGAGAGUCGGCCGUCUCGUUAGAAACCAGUUUUUAUGAUAUCGAA
This is a messenger RNA of Metschnikowia bicuspidata var. bicuspidata NRRL YB-4993, 822 nucleotides long. RefSeq names its product She3p (gene SHE3). The transcript has a single exon. Gene Ontology annotation, biological process: endoplasmic reticulum inheritance; mRNA transport. The record is from RefSeq and is a predicted model, not a curated record. The annotation marks the transcript as partial. Lineage: Eukaryota; Fungi; Ascomycota; Pichiomycetes; Serinales; Metschnikowiaceae.